UCAGAUGGCAGAUUGGGAGCGGGCGGGUUGGAGAUGUGUAGUUGCUGCAGGGCCUGGACAAGGAGUGGGCAGCGCGGAGGAAUAGGAAGCAGCUGCGCAAAGACUCGGUGAGAGAAAAACCAGCGGUGAGAUUGGUUGGGCCUUGGAGUGGUUUCGUCUCUGGGCUGCGAGGUCUUGUGGGGAUCUCUCUUUUCUUCGCCCGCUUUAAAAAAGAAAAGCCAAACAGAUCAUGCAGCAUGGAUGGUUGUUUAUUUGAACUCAGUCCCAUCCCAUAUGGUUCUAAUGUUAAACCAUGUUGUAAAUUGGUUCGGGCAAGUUCUGAAAGAUGCUCAUCAAAGAAAUAUGGAACAGAUAGUAUCGUCAAAAUAUGGUGCAGCAAGCCAGUUGCUGAGCUUCGCAAAUACUGUGAUGUGAUUAAAAUAUAUACAUUUUGGCCACUUUUAUUUGAAAAUGGAGAUAGCAUCACAAAUAAACUAUAUGGAGAUUUUGGUGUUUGUCACCGCUGUAAACUAAGUUUGAUGACAUUGUUUCAAAUGGAAACAUUAGAUGAUGUUACAGAUAUAGUCAAAAGGUUUGCGAAUGUUCCACAUUUCAUCAGUGGCAUAUUGAAAAUUGGAAAUGAUAUAGACAAGAGAGAAUUUGAUUUUUGCGGCGCUCUUGCCUGGGUAAAAUAUGCAGAUGACAUUGGCCUUUUGCAGAAAUUAGAAACACUUGGAGAUUAUUGUUGGCCUUUCUUAGAAGUUUUCUUUGCUGAAUACAAACAUUAUAUAAGUAAAGUUGUAUUAGAAGACUAUAAUUUAGCAGAGGGAUUUGAAUCUCAGACUUGUGAUAAUUGUAGAAAGACUAGUGAGGAAUGGAAAAAGAAGGGAAAUGACUACUUUGCUGAAGAAAACUUCUCGUUCGCUAUCCUCGCCUAUACAAAAGCUAUAGAAUCUUGGCCUGAAAAUCACUUUCUUUAUGGAAACCGGUCCCUCUGUUUCCUCCGAACUGAGGAGUAUACGAGCGCCCUGGGUGAUGGGAAAAGGUCCAUCAUUUUGAAGCCCAACUGGCCAAAGGGACAUUAUCGAUUCUGUGAUGCUUUGUCGCUUUUGGGAGAACACAGAAAAGCACUGGAAGCCAAUGAGAGAGGUCAAGAGUUGUGUGGAAAUAGUCUUGAAGGAAUUAAGGAUCUUGUUCAGCAACAUGAAAAAUUAAAAAAGCGAGUGGAAGAAAUUAGAGGUGUGAAACAAAAGAAACACAGAAUAAAGAAAAUAGCAUUUCAGAAAAAUUCUUCAGAAUCUGCUCCAAUCAGUAUCCAAGAAUUUAAAAAGUCUCAAAUUGAAAAGAAAAUUCAGCCUGACUCUCUCAACCACCUCUCUCAUCAAAAGACUACAAAGGUGACUGCACCAGCUAAAGAAAACAAAGACUGCCUUUCAAAUUCUACAUCAGUACUGAAUGAAAAUACAGGGAAAACAAGAAGCAAAAUGGAUGAUUCUGAAAAAACCAGAGACCAACUGAACUUGAAAGCUGAUUCUCAAAAAUAUCUCAACAAACAGGAUACUCCCUGUAGUACUGUGCAUCAGGGGGAUUUACCAGUAUCGCUAGAUGUUUUAAAGACUUUCAUAAAAGAUGGAUGCACAUCUUUAAUGGAUCAACGUUUUCGCAAUGCUGAACAAUCUUUUGCGCGUUUAUUGAAUAUUUUAGAUCCAUCCCAGCUACAGGAGCUGAAUCUUGCUCUUAUUGACUAUGUUGUGGUAAUCUAUGGGUAUGCUACUGCUCUCCUUGGAAUAGGGCAGCUUGAGGAACUGGCCAAAGCUGAAGAUCAAUUUAAUAAGAUAAUUGAGCAGUAUCAGAAAGUGAAAUUUAAUUGCUUAGCACAUUAUGGAAUUGGGAAAGUAUAUUUGAGACAAAACAAGUUUUUGGAUGCUAUGGACCAAUUUACUAAAUCAAAGAUUGUGAUUAGCCAUAAGAUUGUGCCUGGUAUAUUAACUUGGCCUACAACUUCGAUAGUUAUUGAAGAGACACGGACAGAGAAAUUACAGGCUAUGUUGGAGGAGUGUAUUAAGGAAUGCAAGUUUCCUCCAAAUCCAGAUGCAGUUUGUCGCUACCAGCAGUGCCAAGCACAUAAAAUGAAAAUAUAUUUUAAUGAUCCAGACUUCAAGGGUUUUAUACGUGUUACCUGCUGUGAACAGUGUAUAGUUGAAUUUCAUGUAAGCUGUUGGAAGAAGCUGAAAGGAACAACAGACAAAGAUAAAAAUAACAAGGAUUUUCUUCAAGAGAUGUGUUUCACUCCAGAUUGUAAAGGCCUCAUUACUAACAUUGUUGUCUUCAGUGCAUCUGGUCUUAUCAAACAUAGGUUUGAACAUAAAAUAAAACCCAAGGAACUCCCAAGGCCUGUUGAUAAGCAGAAAUGUUUGAGUUCUAGGAGCUUACAAAUAAAACAAGAAAAAAAAUUAAGGAAAAAGUGUAUGAAAGAAGUAGCCUUGAAAGCCACAAAAGACAGUACAGAAGAAUGUCAACGAGGAACCAGUGGCCUACUUUAUGAUAGUCAUAAAGGAAAUAUUCAGAAGUGUUUUUUUACUGGUGAUAAAGUCCUGCAACUUAUUGUACAGAAUGCUGAGAAAAUAAAGAUAGGCGUACAUGAUGCCUUCAGACUUCUUAAUGGAUUGCUUUCAUGUGGGGUAAUUAGCGAAGAGGAUUAUGCUGUAUUUUCAACUAGUAGUGUUUCAUCAAAUGAAGUAAUGGAACAGCUCAUAAAAUACUUAAUCCAGAAAAACAAUAGAGUGAAGACAAGAAUUUUUGUUCAUGUUUUAAGUGAGCUUGAAGAAGUGGAUCCCAAACUACAUGACUGGAUGAAACAUCUUGAUGAUAAUGGUUUAAAAGCUACAGAAGUAUUUUUCAAUUAUUAUGGUGUUGAUAUUUUGGAACCUGAGCUUAGUUUCAUAUCUCUUCUCUGGAGUGAGAAAUAUGGUAUUAAACUAAACAGUAUAUACACCUGCUCAUGUCCAGAUUAUGUUGAAAUAAUGAACUACUUUGAAAAACUGUCAGUCAUGGAACUUCGUCGUGUGUUAUGGCUAUUAGAAGAAAACAGAGAGCAUUUUCCCCUUUAUCACUCUGUUUUAGAUGAAUAUUUUGAUGAAAUGGAGAAUCCUUUUACUGUAUUAAAGAAGCAGGAAAUUGAAACUACUGCAAAUAAUGGUAUCAAAGUUAAAAACAGAAAUCGAAAGAAGCCAAAGGAAUCAAGGGCUGUUUUAGUUCUGUCUGGUGGAGUUGGUGGUACAGUGACUCGAGAGGAAGACAAUAUAUUUUCAGAAGAAAGUACACUAAGUUUUAUGAAUCCUUCUGAACCAUUCAGAAUACCAGAUAGUCUUUCUGAUCAGGUGGAGAUAUUUGAAGCUUUGUAUAAUAAUAAUGUUUCUUCCAGUAGCAAUUAUCAGAGAAUGUUGGACAAUUAUCCAGACCCAACUUGUGAAAGCUUAUAUGACUAUUUUUCUCAAAUCUUGGAAGAACAUGGCCCCAUGGAAAUUGAUAAUCCUUUGUUAGUUGGAGAAUAUAAAUGCUUUCCUGCAGGUACUCGUAAGAUUGUGGAGGAUGCUGGUGGUCUGAAAUCUUUCCUGCUGGUAUCUUUACGUUUUGUUAUGAUGGGUGACCUUAUUGGCUUGAUGAAACAUGCUGUUAUGCUGAAGGAAAAUGCAGAUGUCGCUCAGGUUGAAGGAAAAGUUAAAAAUGAAGACAGUUACUCGGCCUGCUUAAAUAGUCAAGAAGACAGUUCCCAAAGCAAACCACGUUUAAAUCCUGCUGCUAAGGAGUUCAAACCCAUCUUUUAUAUUAAUCAACCUUGUGCACCAAUAUCUUCUGAUAAAGUAACCAGCAAUACUGUCGAAUAUACAACUGCAAGCCAUUCUUCUUUUAGUCCUUUUGUUUCCACAUGUUCUCUUUCUUGUCAGACAACUGACUCGAUAGCAUCAUCACUGCCUAUGUCAAAAAUAUCUUUGCCUUCAGCUGUACCUGAAAACUAUUUGACGUUUCUAAAUGAGGUUCCUACAGACUAUCAGGAUGAUAGAACGUUUCCAAUGAUUACUCAAAUACCACUUAUGCCAGAUAUUUCAGAUCCGUCUAAUGAUAUAUAUGCAGAUUAUGAUGCUUACCUUGAUAUUGAUCUAGAAGCAAUAUCAGGGAACAAAUACAGCUUUGACAGUCUUGAAAAAAGUGAUAAAGUGCAAACAUCCCAGAACCCUGAGUGCAUAUCAGCGAGGUCUGACAGUCACCCCUAUGACAAUACUUGUGAUCAGUUUGAGAGUCAUCAUAAUGAAGCUGAAUGUAGUUCUGUUAUAAAAAUGGAAAUGGAGAAUAAGCCUGCAGCAAGAAACUGUCCUCGUUCAAGAAUGAUUGCUGUUCAGGUAGAUCAAGAGCUAACAGAUGAGGGAGUUAAUACUUUGCCUCUCCAUCCAUAUGAAACUCAACAAGGCGAUCUGUUGCGUAUCGAAAAAGAGCAUCACGUACUACAAGAACAACUUAAAGAAGCAAGUGAAAAAUUUGAACAGCUUCAAAGUCGAAGCUCUGAAGAAACCAGUAUGUUAGAAGAUGAGUUAAAAAUGAGAAUUGAUGGAAACAAGCUCUCUCAGAGAGAACUAGAUUGGUUCCAUCAAGAUUUAGAAAUGGAAGUGAAAAGAUGGCAACAGGGGAAAAAAGAAAACCAAGACGGAUUGAAAGUGGGAAAGAAUAAAGUAAGAAAACUAACAGAAACCAAUGAAAUAUAUACAAGGACCAUUGAUGAGAAGGAUAAGCAGUAUAAACUACAUUUGGAUGAAUUUCUCGAGAUCAGUAAUAAGUUUGAAAAUGAGAAAGUGAAAAUGGAAGAGCUUAUAAAGAAGAGCCACAAUGACUACCAAGAGUGUAUUAAGCGAGCUGUUGCAGCAGAGGUAUCGGUGCUUGAAAAUUGGAAGGACAUGGAAUUAUAUAAGUUACACAGAAGAGCAACAAAUGAAGAAGCUAAUCUUAAAUAUUUUAAGUUCAUGUCCAGCCACUCAGCAGUACCUCAAUCAAAGUUACAAAUUGAUUCUUGGGAGUCCUUUAUUUCUAAUAUCAAGGAAGAAAUGAGAAAGACGGAGAAUCAGUUUGAAGAGAGAAUUUGUAUGGUAAAAGAUGGCAUUGUUCUAAAUAGUAUUCCCAAAGUGGAAAUUGCAGAAUUUCAGCUUCCUUCUGGUCCAUUGUCAGCAAUGCAUGAGAGGCCACCUAUUAAUGAUCCAGCCAUCGUAAUGUAUUCAGCUGCAGUUCCACACCUGCCCCCUAACUUGUUUGCUACAUUUUCAAGUAGUAAAGACAACAGUGUUCAGCACUCCACAGUUAGUGUGGAUACUGGAAAUAAAACAUCCCACCAAGGUUCUAAGCCUUCAUUUGGAAAUGAAGACUUGGGAGAAGCACCUCCUGAAUGCAAGAGAAAGUUGCAUUCAGAUAAAGUAUGUCUACCCCAGUCAGUGGGUGACUCUGGAGUAGAUAACCAAGAUGUCCAGCUAGAAGAACCAGCAGCUUCUGUGGGAUUGGACCAUAUUAAAGAUACAAACAGGCCACCGCUUCCAAAACCAUCUAAAGAUAUCAUUGAUGAACUUGGAACUAUAUUCCCACAUUUUACAAGCUCAGAUUUCAAGAACUUUAUAAAAGAAGUAGAAGUGAAGAACAGGAAAAAGCUCAACCCCAAUGAGCUCCUUACCUUAGUGACAGAACUUAUUCUGGAUCAUCCAAAUAAGAAAAAGGUUCAGUCUGUCACAGGGAAAACAGAGAAGCCACCCUCUCGUGCUUCAGGACAGAGUGGAAGUAAGACUCAAAAAGUAUUAAAGUCUCUAGGACGAAGUGUGCCUAAUCCAUCUGUGUCUAAUGAGAAGGCAAAGAAAACCACCUUUCCACCUCAGUCAGUUCAGGUGCCUUGGAAAACUGUUGGAGGAGCAUCAAAAACGAAGUGGAAGAAAUCAAGUGAUGUCACUGACAAUGAUCCCUGUGUAAUAUGUCAUGAGGAACUAAGUUUGGAGAUGUUGCAUGUACUAGACUGUGGACACAGAUUUCACAAAGUGUGUAUUGGGCCAUGGAUUAAGGAACAUAGUACGUGCCCAACCUGCCGUCGUCACGUUCUGUUGCCUGAAGAUUACCCUGAGCUUCCUGGUCGAAAGAGAGCUACUUAAAUUUUGUUGAACUAUAUAGAUUAGCAAGAACAUGCAAUUCAAAUUAUUUAGAACCAUGAUAAUGAAGGUGUGUGUAGUCUGUUCUGCUUAUGGAGUAGCAUGAUAGAUACAGUAAAUUCCUUUAAACGAGAGAGAGAGAGAGGCAAAUAGUAAAUUUUGCAAAUAUUACAAGUUCUGCCAUUCUUCCCGAUUGCUUAUACAAUACCCGAUGGGAUUCCACAUUUGUUUUCUUGCCAGUAGUAAACUGAUUUUUAUCUAUCAUGUAACUUGGUUGCAUCACUACAAAACUGAUUUCACAGCCUUCAGGCUCUACCCAAUAGAUGUCAUUCUCUUGAAUAAAAAAAUUGUAUUAAAAAUUUUAAUGAUAAAUCAACUGCUAGUGUUUCUGAACUGUAUGGUUUUUGAAUCGAGAUCAUGGACCAGCUGAUACGAGUUGGCAGAAGCCUCACCAUUGUUCAGUGAAUUAUGAGUCUGAUUCCUGUUGAUCCUUGGUGAAACAGGUGACCAUCUUCAGAUAUUACGUGCGUGCAGUAGCACAGCUUGAAGAUUCCAGCUGAAGGUUCAAACAUCCAGAAAUUUGAUAAGUGUACAGUUCUUGCAUUAGUGCCCUGCCCUUCAUUGAUCACUCCUGGCGUCAAAUCUAAAGUACAUUAUGUUGGAUCCAAAGAACUGAGAGUAGAAGAAAGCUAGGUGCAAAUGCAUGCAGUGUGUAUAAGGGGUAGGCUGGCACUCCACCGUUAAGCUUAUUUUGACAUGGGUAUAUGACAGCCCUUUGAGCAGGAUAUAUAUAUUUUUAACAUAAGCUGGAUCCAAAUUGUCUGAGUACUUGUGUGGCAAUACACCAACAUUCUUACAGAAGCCUAUUAUUUCCCCUCAAUAAGCACCAAUAAACAAACCUGCUUUAGCUAGGUUGGUUUUUUUUAAAACUAGAGUUUGGUUACCACCCUGAAAUAAUUACUUCUGAAUAUAGUUAUAUUUGAAUAUAAAAUUCCAAACACUGGAUCUUACAGAAGUGACUGGGUUUCUGAUCCAUUCCCUUGUGAGGACAGUCCCUACAUGCAGACAGCUGUAUGUUUUCAUCCCCCUCUUAGUCUCACAAAUGUGCUCAGCACAUGCCACACCAUGUUCACUGGUCAUAUCCCCAUCCAGACAUAUGGGCAUGGCUUUGUUUACAUGAAUCACCUUUAUAUGGACUCUAAAAGGUUAUUCAAAUUAAGAAAAAAUCAGAUAAGCUGGUCACCAAAACUGUCCCAUCACCAACCCACAUGUUGUGCUAUAUCACUGAGCUCUAUCAUAAUUCUUACUGUAUCUUCCAAUUUUAAUUUUAAGUGUUAAAGAACUUUUAGAAGUGUCCAGACUAUCCUCAGCAUUUUAGGCAUAUUUAAUCUAUUGCCUGCAUUUACUAUAUUGAGAUGGCCACUUCUGUAAUCCACAUAAUGCAUUAUGUCAAACUUUACAUUUUGUGAACAAAUAAAUUGUGAACAGUAUCAACCAUA
This is a messenger RNA of Hemicordylus capensis (graceful crag lizard), 7651 nucleotides long. It is a transcript of the gene TTC3, whose product is annotated as tetratricopeptide repeat domain 3. The record is from RefSeq and is a predicted model, not a curated record. The transcript has 46 exons. NCBI's taxonomy places the organism in Eukaryota, Metazoa, Chordata, Lepidosauria, Squamata, Cordylidae. Bases 237 to 6155 code for a protein of 1972 amino acids. Gene Ontology annotation, molecular function: protein binding.